AGAACCUACGUCAUUAUGGCCAUUGUCCAUGAUGUACGUACGCUAAUUCAUCAUCAUUGUCAAAAGAAAGACACCACUUGUCAACCAUUAUACUAUAUAAAGGCUAGACUUGACCAUUUAUAUCAAAUCGUCCUCAAUUUGCUUAAAGUGAACACUGUUAAAAUGUUCAAACUACUACUGACUUGUGCCAUCUUUAGCUUUGUUUCAUGUGUACCUAUGAAUGUAUGUAACAACUACAAGUAUUUGUAUGACCAGUGUCUGCCACACAGGAGCUGGAUGUGUGAUAAACCAGUUGGUUAUUCACCACUCGAUAUGCGUGGAUUGAGACAAAAAUUGUCACAGAGUGAUGGAUCAUUUAUCCACUAUAUCAAGUCAUGCAGUGAGUGUUUAGGAGACCCAGCUCCGUAUGGAGAAAAAAUAGAUUAUGUAAAGAAACCAGUUUGUCGUGAAGUUAAGGUACCAAUUGAAUAUAUAAACAAAACCGUGUAUCAUGAACUGACUGGAUUAGCUGAAGGCUUUGAAGUGUGCCAGGUCAUACUGAAUGGCCCCGACAGAAAUGUCCAGAAAAUAUACAGGACGGAUUGUUACAACGGAGAUGAGAGAAAACAGAACAAUUACUGUAGAUUUGACUAUGGGGUGUUCAAGCAAUAUUUUUGUAGACCAACAAAUUUUGUGUACAGAACCAUGCUUGUUGACUGUCCAUUAACAGGAUUACAGUAUUACAAAGAAAAAGUAUCAACAGCAUGUAGCUGUGUUAAAGUCAAAUGUUUAACAGGAGAAGUUCCGGGACCCGUUAACGUUCUUGGUAUCAGACAAGGGCCCGUACACAUCCCAGAAAACAGACAAGGAACAAAAAUUGGAAUAAAACAAGGCUUGUUUUGAAAACCAGAAGAAAGUAUAGCUGACUGUGAUAUUUAAGUUUUACAACGUUUCGCUAUGUGCUUAUUAAUUUUGUUUUUGUUAUUGUUACGGUAUAGGUUUGUAAAUAAAUUUGUCUAUUAAGCUA
Mytilus californianus (California mussel) is the source of this 1006-nucleotide messenger RNA. RefSeq lists its product as uncharacterized. The transcript has 5 exons. The coding region runs from base 16 to 882 and encodes 288 amino acids. NCBI's taxonomy places the organism in Eukaryota, Metazoa, Mollusca, Bivalvia, Mytilida, Mytilidae. The record is from RefSeq and is a predicted model, not a curated record.